Molecule: messenger RNA, 602 nt
Organism: Rubroshorea leprosula
Lineage: Eukaryota; Viridiplantae; Streptophyta; Magnoliopsida; Malvales; Dipterocarpaceae
Source: the annotation of a GenBank genome assembly
CAGACAUGUACACAUGCAAGCAUUAUAGUUAGAUGCAGUCGGUAAACGGAAAAGGAGCUGUUAUGCAGAAACAAAUAGUGGUUGCUUUGGAAUAUAGUGGAAGAUCAUUUUGAACUGAAUGCGAUCCAAGCAAACAUGAUUGCUUUAAAAUCAAGUGCAAACUUUUGGGAACUGAAUGCAAAUGAAAUCUCUUGUAACGUACAGGUCAGGUAUCAAACUAUUGGGAAGCUUUAGGUGUUAUUGCAGCUCACAAGUCAGGAUUAGACCCCGAUUCUCUCCGUGGAGACCAUACUGACAAAAUACAGAGCACUUCUGUUAUGCAAACUAAUGGCUGUGCAGCUUCAAGAACCACACCCAUCAAUUAAGUGUAGAAGCAUGGGUUUAUUUCUUGACUUAACUCAGGGAAUUCUCAACAUCCAGUGCGGUGGUUGAAAUGCUCCACGACGUGACUGAACACUUUGAUGGAACAUAGAACGGCUAGUCAAUGACCUGAAUUUCUCAUUUUGGUACGUUAUUAUACCAUUUUAAGAUUUGUUUCGUAUAAGAGGUUUUGAGGUAACCCUGAGUGGUUUUCCUUAAAUUAUUAAAAAUAGAUAUUUGAU